This is a messenger RNA of Mizuhopecten yessoensis (Yesso scallop), 4275 nucleotides long. RefSeq lists its product as uncharacterized. Gene Ontology annotation, molecular function: cysteine-type peptidase activity. The coding region runs from base 490 to 2070 and encodes 526 amino acids. The record is from RefSeq and is a predicted model, not a curated record. The transcript has 10 exons. Gene Ontology annotation, cellular component: lysosome. Lineage: Eukaryota; Metazoa; Mollusca; Bivalvia; Pectinida; Pectinidae. Gene Ontology annotation, biological process: proteolysis.
UGUUUAAGUAUCACCUCGGGGGUAUGUGUUAUAAGUAAUGAAUGUGACGAAAUUUUCAUAAAUCUUUUAUGCAUACACAUUUAAUAGAACCCAUUUUAGCAUGUUCAGCGGUUUAUGUGCGCCCUGUAAUACACAUAUAGCUACAGUACACGAGUACAUGACCCUCGGCUUGUAUAGUAAAGUGUAUACACACAUGUAGGUGCUGGGACGGACUCAAGCUCCGGUAACAUUAGCAAUGGAGCGGCUUACCUGACAGAACGGAUGACCACAAUACUCCAGCGGUCAACAAUCAACUAGUGACCAGUGUCCACGAUCAAACCAGAGUGUUCUAGAAUGGAUAAUAUUUAUGGCUAUUGUGUUUAAAAAAUGUGGGAUCAAAUAAUCUAGUCGACACAAGAAAAAACCAAAGUGUGAUUGUUGGAAGUGUAAUAAAAUUUCGUUGGAUUUAUACAUAUAAUAGGUAAAAAUAGGCAAUAUAUAGUGUAAACUAUGGAACGAGUUGUAUCGAAAUUCUUGUUGGUGUGUGUAACGACUAUUCUUGUCUCCAUCCCGGCCCUGGGGGACGAGAGGGUGGGGCUGAAAUUGUCCCGGAGUAAGAGAUUCAUUGAGAUGGAUGAUGACGUACGUGGACCGUAUUGUGCUACCCGCCGGGAUGGUCAGUGUUGUCCGGGGAGAGACGACACGUGCACUGUCCCUAUACUGGACAGUACCUGUUACUGUGAUAUAUUCUGUAACGAGACGGCGUCCGACUGUUGUCCGGACUUCUUCAGCUUCUGUCACGGAAUCAAACCGGAACCGAUCAGACGUGGAUGUCAGCGGGCUGGUCAGGAAUAUCCCACCAACUUUGUCCUCACAGACAACUGUAAUACUUGUACUUGUAUCGUGGACCCAACAUUUCCAGACCAGCAGAGAUGGAACUGUACCAAACAUGUGUGUCUUAUACAAACCAAAAUGAUUGGCCAAGUCAACAGCCAUGACAGUGGGUGGCGUGCUGAUAACUACUCGGCUUUCUGGGGCAUGACACUUGACGAGGGAGUACGGUACAGGCUUGGAACCAUCCCGCCGGACAUGGCUGUCAGGAAGAUGAAACCUGUUAGAGUCCAGAUUGACCCUGACCUUCCGGAUGAAUUUGAUUCACGAGAGCGCUGGCAAGGUAGGAUACAUCCAGUUCGUGACCAAGGCAACUGCGGAGCUUCUUGGGCGUUUUCAACAGUAGCGACGGCUGCUGACCGAUUGUCUAUAGAAUCUGACGGAAUUCUUCAUGAUGAGUUAUCUCCUCAGCAUCUAUUAUCUUGUAAUACCGCCAGAGGGCAGCUUGGUUGUGAAGGCGGAUAUCUUGAUAAAGCUUGGUGGUUUCUUCGCAAGAAAGGGAUAGUGUCCGAUGGUUGUUACCCGUAUGUCAGUGGCAGCGAUAGCGAGGCUGGCAUGUGUAUGCUGAAGACCAAAAAGAACGCAAACACAGCACCCUGUCCUAACGGACAGGCGAACAGUACGGGACGGAUCCUCUACUCGACCCCACCGUACCGGAUAUCUAGUGACGAGAAGGACAUAAUGAACGAGAUAUACAAGAACGGCCCAGUACAAGCUAUAAUGAAAGUAAAGGAGGAUUUCUUUAUUUACAAGUCCGGAGUAUACCAGUAUUCUAACACUGUUCCGGACUUACUUCCGGACGACGAUGACAGGGGUUAUCACUCUGUCCGGAUAAUAGGCUGGGGUGUGGAAACAAACAAUUCCAGCAACACAACCACCAAGUAUUGGCUAUGUGCAAACUCGUGGGGACAUCAUUGGGGCGAAAAAGGUUACUUCCGGGUCAGGCGCGGGGUCAAUGAAUGCUCAUUGGAAGAUAUUAUUAUUGCGUCAUGCUGGAGUGGUCCUGGAGUUGAACGAGUUGUUCAUUCUGAUGCGCGUGCCAAUGAAUAUAUAAACCAACCAGGUCCAAGCGAACAAAACGAGGGCAUUUCGCAAACCCCGUCAGAUCUUCGGUCAGCAGGACCGAUUUCUGUAUUGAGGAAUAAGCGACGGCGAUGCAAGAACGGAAGAUGUGUUGUUGUGAAGUGGAUGGGACGCUAACCAAGCGGAUCGAGCUCAUGUUUACAUUUUGUUGACAAUGAAGGAUUAACAUCUGAUUUAUUGUCUUGUACAAUACGUUGUAUCAAGAUAUUCUGAUUGUACUAUACUACUACGAAAACGGCAUAUUAACCUCCUAUUGGAUAGGUACGACAUAUGUACAACUACUUUUUUAUAAAAAAAAAACCUGACCUUAAAGUGUGAUGAAUGUACUCACACGACUUGUUGUGAUGUCUACCUUUUCUUGUAGUAGCGCUCAUGUCCAAAUUAAAUGUACAGCGCUUCAUCUAUAGAUAGGCACAUACAAACAUUUUAAAUAUCGACUGUGCAUAGUAACAAAUAUAGCAUCUACAUAUAUUAUCUACUGUUCGAUUUAAAAUAGUAUGUAAGAUAAAUAUAAACAUAUUUAGUAUCUACUGCACAUACAAAAUGUUUAAUAUCUUUACACAUAAACUAUUAAAUACAGGAUUUUAAGUAGCUAUUUGUGAAAAACAUAUAUUAUCUAGUUUGUAUACAAGUGUGAUACUAAGUAAACUUAUAAAUGUAUUGUCAUUGUUCACUAUAAUCUACGCAUGCUUAUUGAAACAAUAGCGUUUUUUUGUAUUAUUCAUUUAUUCCUAGAUGUGUAUUUUUCUAUUAUAAGAUUGAACAUAGAGUUUAUUCUCUGACCUCGCAUAUUAUGACAUAGCAAAUAUGUCGAAAAUAGUAUAUAAAUGCUUACCUUACGUUUUCUUUUGGAACUAAUAAUGAAGUAGCUAAAAUGCAACAGCUGAAAUAAGUCGAAAGGUGUUCGUGAUGCUUUUGCUUAAACUUUUGUCAACAGCAUGGUAUUUCCAAUUAUGUUGAUUACAACAGAUGCCUCCUUUCAGAAUGAAGUAUGCAUUAACGAAACUUUGAACUGUUAAUUAUUAUAAAGUGUAAUUCCCAGGUAAAUAAAUAGUAUUGUUCAUGUCGUCUUGACUGAUGACGUCUUAACUUGAUAAAAGCUGACGUUAAUUAAAAACAAAUAUGCAGGACUACUUAAUUCAUAUCUUAAUUAUUGACAUAAUAGCAUGCUCAAAGUGUCAGCAAUUGUAACGUGUUUUCUCUCCAUAGGCGUUUUGUUUCUUUAGGGACGAUUUGACGUUUGAAAUUAAUCGUACAGUAGAAAUCGUGUCCAUCACAAUUACGUAUGAUAGCUGACUUUUUUUCUCAUUGCUCUAUAAUUGGUUUACAACAAUAUACAUUAAUACUAUCAACACCUCGUAUUUUACCUAACAGCAUUGACACGACAAAAGUGGUUCAAACUUCAAUACAUAAGCAACUCUGGUAUGUAAUGUUAUCAGAUAUGUGUGAAGUAAUCAUGAACUAGAGUAGAUGCCGUUAUGUUGAUAUCGAAUGAACAUCAGCAUGCACGAAUAACUUGAACGAUUCCUUGCAGGAGAAAUAUGAAAAUAAAUCGUUCAAAAAAUGACUAAAUUAGACGACGCAUGAACCUCGCUUGUUGUAUCAAUAUAUUUUUUUCUGUCGAGAUCAAUCAAGUAAGUUUGCAUCUACAGUAUUAUAAUGCAUGGUAUAACCAUAAAAUGCAUAUACAAAUCGCUCCGGGAGUGUUAUAACAGCUUGGUAUCACUGUAAAUUGUGUAGUAGUUGUCUCCUUUUCUUGCCUUGAUGAAGUAGAGACAUCUCUUUGCCUGAUACAGAUCAUCCUUUAUUUGCCUCGAUUAGAAACAUCCCUUAUCUGAAUUGAUGACUUCCCUUUGCCUGGUGUAGAAUACCCAUUUUCUUGCCUGGAGUAGAACUAUCCCUUACCUGAUGAGGUGAUGCCGUUUGACUGGUGUACGUAGAAGAACACUAUUUUGCCUGUAUUAGAAUAACUAUUUGUCUGCUUUAGAUACAAUUCCUACUUUUUCGUUUAGAUACACCCUAUUGCCUGUUGUGGAUACUUCUCCAUUACAGUCUCGUUAAUUCUCGUUCCUGUACGCAUGCCCACUGCACGUUGUUUUACCGAGUCUCUUUCCACUUGUCCGCCCUGGAUGUCCGUAUGCGCUUGUUGUUCAAAAUAUAUAGUAGCUUGAUCACCUUGGUUGUCACUCUUUGAUUCUUUUCUAAGCUUGAUCUUCUUGAAUAUUUACAUGUUUGCACAUUGUCUGACAUGCCACUUUCAUUUAUAACCGUGGAUACAAGAAUGUGUUACUUUUGACCACAUUUUUCGAUGUCUAUGCUAAU